AUGGAGAAACAGUCACGUCGACGACGAAGACCUGCGCUGUCGUGUCAGGAAUGCCGGCGCCGCAAGAUCAAAUGCGACCACAACGACCCUUGCUCACAUUGCCUGCGUCAUACGACUAAAUGCAUCUACACAUCAUAUAGCCACGACAGUCGAGAUGUGUCAGCGAGGACGUCCCGCCCAGGUCCAGAAAUCUUAAGGGAACAGGCCGUAAUAGUUGGGCCUGGAGUAGGCCCGUCAUCGGAAGAAGCAUCGGCUCAAGAACCUACCCCAGCUACCACUGGCAGCAUCUUUAACCCCAACAGGCUGAUCACAGAGAACCACCGUGAUGACUGUGGUCAUGUGGCUCGGGUCGAUACGGCCACCCCGGCGGUUCACAUUCACAGGCCCCAUGCCACUGUCCAAUCCCCGAUUGACCACAUCGAUAGCCAAGCUGUGCAAUAUAUACCGGGCCAUGUUCAGAGCGCGAAGCAAGAUUGUAGCGUCGCAGAACUAAUUCAGCGGAUACAGAAGCUCGAAGAGUCCUCGGCCUCUCGCGCCGAAGCCAGCUCGUCGGACUAUCCACCGCGACUCGUGUUGAAUAAAUCUCGAGACUUGGGCAAGAGUCAGUGGAUGGGGAUGGCCCAUGAGUUUUCUGUCAUCAUCGCCUGUUAUGGCGAGAUCAUUGGCAAAGACUCAAAGGACGCAUCAUACAAGACUCCUGAGACCGCACUACUUGUGGCACAGUCUGGCGAUUUUAUUCAGAAAUGCAAGAACACGGCCAAGAACAUCAAAGUCAGUCGGCCCAGCAGAAGUUACGCAUCGUCUCCUGAGAUGCGACCCUUAUCCCGCGAUGUAUCUGAUGAUAUGGUCAACCUCUACUUUGCAUCAUUUGAGUCAACACACCGCAUACUACAUGGUCCUACAUUUCGGGCUGAGUACCAGCAAUAUUGGGACCACCCUGACCGUGCCAAGACCGAGACGCGCCUUAAGAUUCUUCUUGUCAUCGGCUUGGGCUCAAGUUUGCACGACCAUCAAACUACAGAAAAGGCCCUUAGCAAUGCUGAACUGGUUCAGCAAUGGAUUUACGCGGCUCAGAACUGGCUUUCUGGACCAUUGGAAAAGGACCGUCUCAGCAUUAGUGGUUUGCAAGUCUACUGCCUGACCAUCCUAGCGCGGCAGAUAUUUUCUGUCGGCGGUGGUUUAAUAUGGAUAUCGACGGGCUCGCUCGUUCAAAGGGCCAUGCAGAUGGGGCUGUAUCGUGACCCCAAACAUCUACCAGCUAUGACGCCGCUGCAGGCUGAAAUCCGGCGGAGGCUCUGGGCCACUAUUCUUGAACUCGUCGUGCAAUCGUCCUUGGACUCUUGGAUGCCUCCAAGAAUCUCUUUCGACGAGUUCGAUGUAGAUCCCCCUUCCAACGUGAACGACGAAGACUUGGAUGAGUCAACGACGGUGAUAGAACCACAUCCACAAAGCACCUUCACUGCGACUUCGAUCCAGCUUACGUUGCUUGGAUCCCUCCCAGUCCGCCUCCGCAUCGUCCAGCAUAUGAACAGCCUGCACUCGGAACCUUCCUACCAGCGCGUCCUCGAGCUAAGCACCGAGCUGACCCAGGCCCUCCACGCCCGCGCCAGCACGACCAAGCACAACAACGACCACUGCACACCCUUUCGCCGCAACCUGCUCGACUACCUCGUCCGCCGCUUCGUGAUCCCGCUACACAUCUCCUUCAGCAGCCAGGCGCGCGCCAACCCGGCAUACCACUACUCGCGCAAGGCCAGCCUCGACGCGGCCGUGGCGAUCACCUCGCCGGAGCCGGACGCUCGCUUUGCGCGGCUGAUGGGCGUCGGCGGCGGCAUGUUUUCCGAGGGCCUGCGGCUCGCCCUCACGGCAGUCAGUCUCGAGCUCCUCGCGCACGCCGAGGCGCAGCGACUUGACGGCACGCUGGACCGGGCGCGCGCGUACCGCGACAUGCUUAAGCAGGCUGUGCGGGACCUCAUUGCGCUGUCGGAGGAGCGGAUCCGGCUAGGCGAGACAAACGUCAAGAGUCAUAUGUUCCUCUGCAUGACCCUUGCUCAGGUCGAGGCUGUCGAGGCGGGCGUGCCGGUUGAGUUGCAGGUUGCCCGGGGCGCGAGGGAUAGUCUGGAGUUCUGUCAUGGGAUAUUGAGUGCGAGGACCAGGGACGCCCCGGUGUCAUUGGCAUCGCCUGCUGAUGCUGGAUGCGCUGCCGCUGGAGUCGAUGUUGAUCAGGGGGAUGAUGAUUUUAACAUGUUCGGGUUAGGGAUGAAUUUGGACUGGGACUCGAUCAUGUCGGACGUGGGCUUGUCUUGA
This is a messenger RNA of Diaporthe amygdali, 2307 nucleotides long. RefSeq lists its product as uncharacterized. Gene Ontology annotation, cellular component: nucleus. Gene Ontology annotation, molecular function: RNA polymerase II cis-regulatory region sequence-specific DNA binding; DNA-binding transcription activator activity, RNA polymerase II-specific; zinc ion binding. The record is from RefSeq and is a predicted model, not a curated record. The transcript has a single exon. Lineage: Eukaryota; Fungi; Ascomycota; Sordariomycetes; Diaporthales; Diaporthaceae. Gene Ontology annotation, biological process: regulation of transcription by RNA polymerase II; DNA-templated transcription. The coding region runs from base 1 to 2307 and encodes 768 amino acids.